CUUCACCCAGGGACAGCCUUGCAGGACUCUGACUCUUCGUCAACUUCGCGGCGUGGUUGAAGAUGAGGCAAUAAAGCAGUCCUCCAAUCACUGUGCAUACCUGAUUAACAUUCUGGUGAUUCGGCGCAAAAUUUUAACUUACAUUCAAGAAGCCCGGGACUCAAAGAUGGACUUGCCUUGGCUUCCAGGGUCUUACUUCUCCAUGCUAUGUGAAGAGUUAGAAAUAUGGAGGCGCAACCUACCUGCUAACUAUGCUUUUGUUGAGCGUUACAUGUACACUUUCAGAGUCAGCCGGCAUCUCGAUAUCUUUCUCAUGAUCCAUGCGUAUUAUCACCAAUGCUGUAUCAUUCUAUUUGGCGCCUUCGUUCCCGAAGAUGUAGGCUCAAAACUUCAACGCUCUGUGGCGCAAAUUCCUCCCGAGUUCAUCCAGACUUGUUCAGAUCGGUAUGUCUCACAUGCUAGAGAUAUUCCGUUCCUGAUACAGAAGGUCUUAAAAGUCGAGCCGGAUCAUCUGUUCCGUGAUCCGUGGCUCGGUCUUUGUAUCUGGGAUUCGACAUCUGCUCUGCUCGCGUCAACUAGGUGGCAAGAAAAUAGGAAUUCUUACAGGGAUGAUAUCACGGAGUUAGUGAAGUUGAAUCUGCGAGCUCUGGAAAACUCUAUGCCAAUUAUAGUCCUGGCUAAGAAAGUCCAUGGAUUUUGUUGCGCUGCCGCCAGAGCUUAUGACAUCGAGAUUCCCAAGGAGCUUUCUGUGGAGGAUAUGGAACGGGCACCAUUCGAGCCAGGGCCGCUUAAUGCAGCUGAUGGGAUAUCUCGACGAUAUCCGUUCUUUUCCACUAUGAAAUCUCAGGAUUCACCCGAAUGGGACCAAUUAUUUCAUGCUACUAACGUCGGCAAUUACGCAGCUCCUACACGGCCAUCUGUAUCGACCCCCUCUCGACCUCUACAUUCAAUUCCCAGACUAGGUUCAUUAACAUUUCAACCUAACCAGACUCUAUCGAUUACUGAAGAGCUUUCCUACUUACACACUCCCAGUAUGCCAAUGUUGGCCUCCUGGCCUAUGGAUGAUUUCCAGUGGUGGCAAAUCCAAGAUCCAGAUAUGGAUCCAGUAGCAGUAGCAGCAAUUACUGGCCUUAUACCUUCUAUCCCAGCAGAUUAACAACUACUUUAUUACUAAUAUAAUAACUGUUAUAACUUA
Trichoderma atroviride IMI 206040 is the source of this 1195-nucleotide messenger RNA. The record is from RefSeq and is a predicted model, not a curated record. NCBI's taxonomy places the organism in Eukaryota, Fungi, Ascomycota, Sordariomycetes, Hypocreales, Hypocreaceae.